AAGAGAAAUUUAAAGUAAAAGAUAAGAGAAGGCGCUCCCGCACCACUCGAUGGCUUCGACGGUUCCUCUCUUCUCCUCCGCUAAACCCCGAGCCUUCCUCUCCCACGUCAAGCCCUCGCAUCCGCCGUCGAUCUCUCUCCGGCCCCGACGGUGCGAGAUCUCCACCAUCCGCGCGUCGAUCGCCUCGCGGCCUGUCGUUGGGGCACCCGAUGAUCUUGUGGCUUCGAUUCUCUCCAAGGUGAAAGGAACUGAUGGAGGAGUUUUGCUCACCAAGGAUGGGCACCAAGAGGUAGCAGAUGUGGCACUCCAGCUGGAAAAAUAUUGUGUAGAUGAGCCUGUUAAGUGCCCUCUUAUAUUUGGAGAGUGGGAUGUUGCAUACUGCUCAAGGCCAACAUCACCUGGAGGAGGUUACCGGAGUGCUUUCGGACGCCUUGUCUUCAAAACGAAUGAAAUGGUGCAGGCUGUGGAAGCUCCAGAUAUUGUGAGAAACAAGGUGUCAUUCUCCAUCUUCGGUUUCGUUGAUGGAGAAGUAUCCUUGAAAGGUAAACUCAAUGUAUUGGAUGAUAAGUGGAUUCAAGUCAUAUUUGAACCUCCUGAAUUAAAGAUCGGCUCACUGGGGUUUCAAUAUGGUGGUGAGAGUGAGGUAAAGCUGCAAAUAACCUACAUUGAUGAGAAAAUCAGGCUAGGGAAGGGUUCCAAAGGUUCUCUUUUUGUCUUCCUAAGGCAAGGAUACUGAAGCCAUAUUUGCAUGUCCUCUUCGAGUGAGAGAACAUUUGCCCUGUUGUAUAUUUUCCAUUCUUUAUGUUGUAAUUUUUUCGUUCCUUCCCCACUGAAGUAUCCAAAUGUCCUAUGAUGCCAUGGAUGAUGUAAAGCAGCAAAUAUUUUCAGACGUAUUAACCUAUGGCUUAUGUCAUGUAGCAUAACCCUCAGGACAAGUAGGCCACAUGAGCUAACAGCUGGUGAUUGCGAGGAAUCAAAUGCAUCAUACUAAUAUGUUUAAUGGUG
Molecule: messenger RNA, 1005 nt
Organism: Phoenix dactylifera (date palm)
Lineage: Eukaryota; Viridiplantae; Streptophyta; Magnoliopsida; Arecales; Arecaceae
Product: putative plastid-lipid-associated protein 8, chloroplastic
Source: RefSeq, a predicted model, not a curated record